Thunnus maccoyii (southern bluefin tuna) is the source of this 3981-nucleotide messenger RNA. RefSeq names its product peroxisomal biogenesis factor 6 (gene pex6). Gene Ontology annotation, molecular function: ATP binding; ATP hydrolysis activity. The transcript is spliced from 18 exons. Bases 568 to 3747 code for a protein of 1059 amino acids. NCBI's taxonomy places the organism in Eukaryota, Metazoa, Chordata, Actinopteri, Scombriformes, Scombridae. The record is from RefSeq and is a predicted model, not a curated record. Gene Ontology annotation, cellular component: peroxisomal membrane; cytosol. Gene Ontology annotation, biological process: protein import into peroxisome matrix.
GUUAAAAUGAGUAAAUAGAAUAAUUAAAAGUAGAAUAGAGACUAGAGAUAUAACUAUAUCUAUAAUAUACUAUUUGUUAUUAUAUUUGAUAUUGCUAAGGUGCAGGAUCGUCCAUGGAUGUUAGAAUUAAGUCUGCAUUGAUACUGGCAUAAUUUACACAAUGCAUAUACAUAUGAUAGAAGUAUACACAGAGAUUAUUAAAAUAUGAAUCUGAAAUAUACCAGAUGUGAUGUACAAUGUAAUAAAAUAAAAAUCCAGGUGAGUAGUCGUCACUGUCAGAGGAGAGUCAAUGUACACAGAUGUAGAAAGAAAAGUAGAAAGUAGCAUCAAAUGGAAAUAAGUAAAUAAAUCAAGAACAAGAGCCUCAAAGUACAGUUCUUCAGUAAAUUUGCUUCGCUAAUUUCCACCAUUACAAUCAUAAUAAUAAUUGAUUAUUGAUAUAAGCCAUAUUUAUAUUGAUUUAAAGGUUUUAAAGGUUGUGAGCUGCAGUUCCUCGGCUCGGCCGCUGGGGGCGCUGAUGACGCGCCUGAAACUGUAAACAAGCCGCGGUGAUGACGCAGGUCCAAGAUGGCGGUGCAGGUGGAGUUGUGCAGUUUGGAGAGUUUCCCGGCUCACCUGAGUCCUCUGGAUGUUCUGGUGUCAAAGUCUCAGCUGGGUUCCGUUUUCCAGAAUGACUCGGACCCACCGACGGUCCUCUUCAUCCCGCAGCGGCCUCACGGCUGCGGGAAGCCGGGCAUUUUACUGCGCGUUCACCCGGCCAGCGAGGAGGGUCCGGCGGCCGACGCCGAGCCCGGGACCCGGGCGGACACCGAGCACGGCGGCCGCGUCAGGCUGCUCACCAGCCGCCUCUUCCUGCGGCUCCACGGGCUGCAGAGGCUCGGCAGCACUGGGACCGUCCGGGCUCUGGAGCCGGUCAGCCUGGACCGAGUGGUGCUGGGAGCCCGCAGCAGGCAGAGCCUCCGCUGGGCCGCAGCCGAGCGGUUCACCGGCGGAUUGCUGGAGCUCUGCCGCCCGGGACAGUGGCUGCUGGCCCGGCAGGGAGACCCGCUGCUGCUGCCGGGGCAGCAGCAGCUGGACCUGCUGGUGUUGGAAUGCAGUCCAGUGACUCAGGGACGGAUCACCGCCGACACCUCCCUGGUUCUGACGGACUGCUGUGAUUGGUCGGAGCCGGCGGGCGCCGCCCCGCCCUGCAGGCCGCUCAGACUGUGCGUGUCAGAUUUCGCUCAUUACGCCGACAGCCUGGGAGGGGGGCGGUCUCUCCUGGACAGCAGGAAGCUGCUGGGCUCGGGGUUCUCGGGCGUCCUGCAGGCGCUGGAGUGCCGGGUGGACGUCCGUGUGGUGGACGCUCGGCGGUGGCUCGGGGUCAAAGGUCAGCGGGGAGACGCCGUCGACGCGGACGGCUGCGUGUUCGUGAGCAAACAGCUGCUCCUCCGGCUCGGCCUGUUUAACCACGAGUGGGUGAAGCUGUCGCGGCCGGGCGGAGCCUCCAGACCGCCGGCGGGUCACGGUGACGUCAGAGGGGGCGUCGGCAGAGAGCGGCUCGUCUCCGUGGUCGCGGUGGAUUUAACUCUGAAUCCAGAUCUGCAGCUGCAAGACGAGACCGGAUUCAUAUCAGAGACUCUGUGGUUCAACCUGACUGAAGGAGAAGAAGUCAACAUGAACGGCUGCAGCCUGAGGAUGAAGAGGUGGCAGCAGAGUCCUCCGGAGCCCGGCGGCGGCGGCGGCGGCGGCGGCGGCCACCGAUCCGACAGUUUCUGUCGCUCGGCUUCUCCGUCGUUCGCCAGUGAACUUCACAUCCAGCCGGUGGCGUCUCCGCUGUACGGCGGCCUCGGCUGCUACGACGACCUGCUGGCCAAACACUUCAGCACGCCGAGACUGGUUUCAGUGGGAGACGUCCUGACGGUUCCAGCUGAAAACCAUCCGGACCUGCUGGAGAACAGCUCAGAGGGAAUAAACAGGUGUCCAGCGCUGUUCUUCAGAGUUCAGAAGUUGUGUCCAUCUGCAGAGACAGAAGAAGGAGAAGAGAGAGGAGCGCUCCUGGCCGACAGACUGCACACCUCGCUCUACAUGGGAGCGUCGACCAGCAGCCGGGUCCCAUCCUGCUGCUCGGCGGACGGAGCGUCUCUGUGGAGCAGCCUGUCUCCUCCGGGCCUCAGCAGGACCGUCGACCUGCUCAGCAGCAUCAUCCUGCCUCACCUGCAGCACAGCAGCUCUCUGUCUGGUUGCACCGUCCUCCUCCACGGUCCUGCAGGAAGUGGGAAAGUGACGGCGGUCAGCGCGGCGAGUCGCAGACUCCACCUCCACCUGCUGAAGGUGGACUGUGUGACUGUGUGCGCCGACACUCCUGCAGCCUCUGAGGUGAAGCUGACUUCGGUGUUUCAGCGCGCAGACGCCCUGCAGCCCUGCGUCCUGCUGCUCAGGAACCUGCAGCUGCUGCUUCGGUCUCGGGGGGGCGCCGACGAGGACGGCAGGGUCCAGGCGGCGCUCUGCCGGCUGCUCAGCAGCGCCCCCAGCAGCGUGGUGGUGGUGGCGACAGUCUGCCGGCCUCGGGAGCUGUCUGCAGGCAUCAUGGCGGCGUUUGUCCACCAGGUGGCGUUAGAGAGUCCCAACGAGGAGCAGCGCCACGCCAUGCUGGUCAGCCUGAGCCGAGAGCUUCACCUGGGGAGAGACGUCAACCUGGACAGACUCGCCAAACUCACCGCGGGUUUGGUGUUGGGGGAUCUGAGCGCUCUGCUGGUCCAGGCUGGGCGAGCCGCCCGCAGGAGGCUGAUCCAGACCUGCGUGGGCCGGCGGGAGGAGGAUCUGUGUUCCAGCGGAGUGACCAUCCUGAACCGGGACUUCACCUCCGCUCUGGAGACCCUGCAGGACGCCCAGUCCAAGGCCAUCGGAGCCCCCAAGAUCCCUCAGGUGCGUUGGGAGGACGUCGGAGGUCUGCAGCAGGUGAAGAAAGAGAUCCUGGACACGAUCCAGCUUCCUCUGCAGCGUCCCGAGCUGCUGUCUCUGGGUCUGAACCGCACCGGAGUCCUGCUGUACGGACCUCCGGGCACCGGCAAAACCCUGCUGGCCAAGGCUGUGGCCACUGAGUGCUCCAUGACCUUCCUCAGUGUUAAAGGUCCAGAACUCAUCAACAUGUACGUGGGUCAGAGUGAAGAGAACAUCAGAGAAGUGUUCAGCAGAGCGCGCUCAGCGGCUCCCUGCGUCGUCUUCUUCGACGAGCUGGACUCUCUGGCUCCCAGCAGGGGGCGCAGCGGAGACUCAGGGGGGGUGAUGGACAGGGUGGUGUCUCAGCUGCUGGCCGAGCUCGACGCUCUGCACUCAGCCGUCGGCGUUUUUGUGAUCGGAGCGACGAACCGGCCGGACCUGCUGGACCAAUCGCUGCUGCGGCCCGGCAGGUUUGAUAAACUCGUCUACGUUGGAAUAAACGAGGAUCGAGGUUCUCAGCUGCAGGUUCUUCAGGCCGUCCUCAGAAAGUUCCAGCUGGACCCUGCGGUGAACCUGCAGGAGCUGGUGCAGCGUUGUCCCUCCCACAUGACCGGCGCCGACAUCUACGCUCUCUGCUCAGACGCCAUGACGGCCGCCAUCAAGAGGAAGAUCUCUCUCAUCGACAACGGUCUGGACUCAGAGGACUCGCCCGUCCUCCUCGCUGUUGAAGAUUUCUCGACAGCGUUGGAAAACUUUAAGCCUUCGGUUUCAGACCAGGAGCUGCUGCGAUACAAAAACAUCCAACAGAAACUAACUGCAGAGUAAAAACAACUCAAACUGUUUGGUCAACAUGAUCCAACAUCAUCUGCAGCUGACAGGUGACGACGUUCACUCUGGCAGUAGAUCAGGACUCACAUCAAGUCUAACUGUGUCUUAAUUUAAAGUGCCGAUUAACUCACUGUUGUAAAAUACUGUAAAACACUAUGUAUAAAUGUAAAGUUAAUUUAUAAAAUUGUAAAAUGUAAUAAAUACAGCAGGUAAUUUAUGCUAAUGAGAAAA